UUAUUCUGCAGUACAGUUUCCAGUUUCAACUACACCAAGCAUGAAAACCUUUCUCACAAUCUGCCUCUUAGCAGCUUUUCUCGGAUGCAACAAUGCGGUAAUCACUAGAUUCGUAUGUGAGCAUGACACCAUGUUCAUCAACUGUGGUAGCCACACGAUUAAUAUUUUGUGCGCCAGCUACGGACGUUCUGUGCCUUAUAGCCAGCGUUGUGCUUACUCGGGCAGCAUUGAGGACACGUCGUGCAUUGCGCAAUCAUCAAUAUCCAAAGUCAAACAGGCUUGCGAUGGAAAUUCGUCGUGUAGUGUCCAGGCUAAAAACGGUGUUUUUGGUGACCCCUGUAACGGAACAUUUAAGUAUAUGGAGGUCUCGUACGAAU
Molecule: messenger RNA, 377 nt
Organism: Anneissia japonica
Lineage: Eukaryota; Metazoa; Echinodermata; Crinoidea; Comatulida; Comatulidae
Product: L-rhamnose-binding lectin ELEL-1-like
Exons: 2
Molecular function (GO): carbohydrate binding
Source: RefSeq, a predicted model, not a curated record